AUGCAUCGGCUGCGUUGUGUUGUAAGCUUUGACGGAGCUGAGCGGAAAGACGGGAGACCCUGGGGGCCCUUCACGCAGCAGUUUUCGGUCAUGCGGCUCGCUCGUGCCUAUCACGACUUCCAGGUUCACCUCGACCCUGCUUUGGAGCCGUCCAAGAUGACGGGAGAAGAAACUUUCGUGUUCGGCCUGCACCCUCACGGCGUCCUCUCGGACUACCGCAUCCUUCUCGACGGCGUCACGGCAGAGAAUUUCCCGAAGCUGAGGUCAUGGCGAGCGCUAGCGGCGUCGGUUCUGUUUAAGUUCCCAGUGUGUCGAGAGCUUACGCUGUGGAGCCACUGUAUCGAUGCCGGGAGAGCAACGGCGCAGUACGCCUUGGGCCGUGGCCACAGCCUCUUCAUCGUGGUUGGGGGGGAACAUGAACAGAUCCUGGGAGAAUUUGGAAAGGAGGUGGUGUACCUGAAGAACAGGAUGGGCUUCGUCAAGCUCGCUCUUCGGAACGCCGUGCCUCUAGUACCGGCGUACGUGUUCGGGGCGAACGAUACAUUCAGAACGUCUAACUUCCUGCGGAAAACGAGACUGGCCAUCGUUAAGAGCCUAAGGAUCGCCCUCCCGUUGUUCUGGGGGCGGUUCGGUCUGCCGAUCCCCCGCGAGGUGCCUGUUCGGGUCGUGUUCGGCGCACCGCUCUCGUUCAUGCCAAGCGGCGGCAGCGAUGGCACUUGCCCCGCGGGCGAUGCCGCCGCUGCUGCUGCUGCUACCCCCGUCGCCACGUCGAAGACCGACGAAGCCAACAGCAGGAAGGCUGGCGAGCCGGGCGCGGCCAAGGUGGGGGGCUUGAGGGAGGUCAGCGACGAGGACGUGAGGAAGGCGCACGGAGAGUACGUGUCGGCGCUGAGAAAGCUGUUCGAUGACAACAAGGCUAGGUUCGGUUACGCCGACCGGGAAUUGGUCGUGUUGUGACAUGGGCGCAGCCUGCCGCUACGCGACGCGACGCCCCGAUCGAUCGGUGAACUGUUGUGGACUUUGUGACGGGACGGCAGCCACCAUGAAAAAUGGAAGCCACGCCUGUUGUUUUAAUGUAGAUAGGUGUUGCCUCGGCACACCAGUCGCCAACCGGCGUCGUCACGAUGCUGGAGCGUGUGCUUUGUGGC
This is a messenger RNA of Ectocarpus siliculosus, 1148 nucleotides long. The record is from the annotation of a GenBank genome assembly. Lineage: Eukaryota; Phaeophyceae; Ectocarpales; Ectocarpaceae.